AUGAAACUACAUAAACAAACAAGAGUAUCAUCAAUAAAACUAUUUUUUUUCAUUUUUGUCAUCAGAACCAUUAAUUCGUUAUCAAUUCAAACUUUUUUUCAAGCAGAUGAAUUUUACCAAUCAUUGGAACCAGCUCAUUAUUUCACAUAUGGAUAUGGAUAUUUAACAUGGGAAUGGGAAUAUAAAUUACGUUCAUCAAUACAACCAUUGAUUUAUGUUUUCGGUUAUACAUUAGCUGGUGAGAAUAAAACAUUGAUUUAUUAUAUACCAAAAUUAAUAAAUGCUUUAGUUGCUUCAUUAUUUGACUUUUCAUUAUAUGGAUUUAUUUUAAAUUAUUCUAAGAGUUAUAAUUUAGCAUGGACUGGAUUGAUUUUAUCAAUUUUCAAUGCAUUUAAUUGGUUUGUAUUAACUCGAUCAUUUUCUAAUAAUCUUGAGGCUUGUUUUACUACAUUAGCUUUGAAAUAUUGGCCAUGGAAUAAGAGAAUUGGUAAAAGUUGGUAUAUUUGUUUAAUUUUUAUUACUUUGAGUUGUAUUAUUCGUCCUACUAAUGCAAUAUUCUGGUUACCUUUUGGAUUCUGGCUUCUUUAUUUAGUUCCAAUUGGUUUCAAAUUUGUUUUAUCAUCUAUAGCUGAAGUUGUUUUAGUAUUGAUUGCCAAUUUAGGAGCAGAUUAUUAUUUUUAUAGAGAAAUCACAUUUCCAUAUUUUAAUUUUAUUGAAUUCAAUUAUAUAAAGAAUUUAGCAUCAUUUUAUGGAGUUGCACCUUGGCAUUUUUACAUACUGCAAGCAUUACCACUAAUGUUAUUAACAUAUAUACCAAUCUUUUUAUGUGGUCUUGAAAAAAGCAUUUUAUUAGUGACUUGUAUAAUUUAUAUUGUUGGAUUUUCCACUAUUAAACAUAAGGAAUUCAGGUUCUUAAUGCCCUUGAGUCCAAUAUUUUUAUACUUUGCUGCAAGAGGUUAUAAGAAAUGGAAAUGGAAAUAUUUGUCAAUUAUUGGAAUAUUUAUAAAUGUGGUUGUCGCUUUGUUUUUGAGUAAUAUCAAUGAGAGAGGAGCAAUUGAUGUUGUGAAUUACUUAGGUAACAAGAAUGCUGAUUCAGUUUUUUUCAUGACACCAUGUCAUUCAUUCCCUUGGCAAAGCUCAUUUCAUAAUAAGGAGAUUCAAAUCGAAAGCCUAACAUGUCUACCACCUCUCGACAUUAGCAAUCCUUCUAUCGAAGAGCUCAAAAAUUACAGAGAUGAAUCAGAUGUUUUUUAUGAUGACAUUGACCAGGGUAUACUUAAUAUAAUGAAUCAACAAAAUCUACCUACUUACAUUGUUAUUUUUCAAGGUCUAGAGAAUUUGAUGGAUCAGCAAGAUAAGUAUUAUCAAAAAGAGAAAAGAUUUUUCAAUAGUUACUUUCAUUGGGAUGAUAGAAGAAAAGGUGAUGUAAUACUAUAUAAAAAGAUCAAUAACAAGACCAGCAAAUAG
Lodderomyces jiufengensis is the source of this 1467-nucleotide messenger RNA. RefSeq names its product putative glycosylphosphatidylinositol-alpha 1,2 mannosyltransferase. Gene Ontology annotation, cellular component: endoplasmic reticulum membrane. NCBI's taxonomy places the organism in Eukaryota, Fungi, Ascomycota, Pichiomycetes, Serinales, Debaryomycetaceae. The transcript has a single exon. Gene Ontology annotation, molecular function: alpha-1,2-mannosyltransferase activity. The record is from RefSeq and is a predicted model, not a curated record. The coding region runs from base 1 to 1467 and encodes 488 amino acids. Gene Ontology annotation, biological process: GPI anchor biosynthetic process.